This is a messenger RNA of Peniophora sp. CBMAI 1063, 1794 nucleotides long. The record is from the annotation of a GenBank genome assembly. Lineage: Eukaryota; Fungi; Basidiomycota; Agaricomycetes; Russulales; Peniophoraceae.
AUGGCUGCUGGUAUCCCGAACGGCAGCGCUACUGCACCUAUUGAGGUCCCCUCAUCCCAGCCUACCGUCGUCGGCAUCAACUUCGGCAACGCCUACGCGUCGAUCGCGGUCCUGAACAAGGAGGGUCAGGCCGAGUGUAUCGCCAAUGAGGACGGCGAGCGCCAGAUUGCAUGCGCCAUCUCUUUCAAUGGCGAAGAGCUGCAUCUCGGAAACCAUGCCAAGCAGCAGCUCGUCAAAAACGCGGACAACACCAUCACUGGUUUUCGCAACCUUCUCGGCAAAAAGUUCUCUGAACUACCCAAGGACGCGCCGAGCACGUCGGCUGCGGUGGUCCAGCACCCCGAACAGCCCGAUGUCCCUGCAUACCGCGUUCAGGUCUUGCAGCCGGCACCUUCCCCUCUGCCUCCCAGCUCGAAGAUCAACACCCCGGCUGCGUCAAUUGCACCGACUCCUCGUAACGAGCCUACGCCUGUCGAGCGUAUUCUCACUCCGUCUGAGGUCACUUCGAUCUUCCUUAAGUCUCUUCUCAAGUCAGCGGAAGAUUUCUUGGGUCGCAAGGCGGAUGGCGUUGUCAUCAGCGUCCCUCACUGGUUCGAGGAGACGCAGCGCGAGGCACUGAAGGCUGCUGCUGCCGACGCCGAGAUCAAGGUCUUGCAGCUGCUCGAGGAUGCAGGUGCUGCAGCCGUCACCGCUUCGACCAACCCAGGCUCUGAGAACCUUCCCGCGGACCGUACCGCUCUCGUCGUCGACCUUGGCGCCUCGUCUCUGAGCCUCACCCUUAUCCAAAUCUCUGACGGUCUCUUCGUACCGCUCGCGGAGACAUCCGAGACGGGCACCGGCGGUGACGCUAUCGACGACCGCGUUAUCAAGCAUUUCGCGAAGGAGUUCACCAAGAAGACCAAGGCGCCGUUGGCUGUCGUGCCCAGCAAGGAGAAGGGCGACGUCCGUGCUGAGGCGAAGCUUCGUCUUGCCCUCGAGCACACGAAGCGUACCGUCAGUGCCAGCGCCGGUGCCGCGACGUGCUCCGUCGAGUCGCUGAAGGAUGGUCUCGACUUCACAGGCGCGAUCAACCGCAUGCGCUUCGACAUGGAGGCCCGCCCGAUCUACUCGAAGGCUUUCGACUCAGCGACCAAGUUGCUGGAGAGUGCUGGCCGCGACUGGCUCAACGUCGACGAGAUCAUCUACGUCGGUGGCUCGGCCAGCUUGCCGGGUCUGGACGACGCGCUCGCGGCUGGCUAUAGCGACGAUACGUUCACGCCGUUCAAGGCCGGUACCGUCCAGGGUGGUGGCGCCGGCGAUCCCACCACCGUGAUCGCUCGUGGCUGCGCUCUCCAGGCGGCCCUGCUCGCCUCGCUUGGCGACGACGUCGUCAAGGCAGCGUUCGCGAACAGCAGCGCGAAGACGCUCGAGAAGACGCUCGCGCUCGUCUUCCCCGGAUCAGAAGAGGUCGUGCCGGUUCUGCCGCGCGGCUCUGCGCUGCCCGCGCGUCGCCGCGUCGCAGUUGAGGCCCAGGUCUCUGGCGGCCGCCUUGGUGUUGAGCUUUGGGAGGCGAAGGAGGGCAUCAAGGUUGACCUCAUCACACCGCCGAAACCGGAACUCGAUGAGGGCGAGGAGGAGGACGAUUAUGAGGAGGACCCGGAGGAGGUCAAGGAGAAGACGAUCGAGAAGGAGACGCUCCUGAGCGCCGUUGAGGUGAAGACGUCCAAGACCGGCAAGCCCAGGCUGGAGAUAUACGUUGAAGUUGGCGAAGAUGGCAAGCCGACGUUUAGGGCCGGUGUAGCGGGCGAGCAGUAG